AGCAGCUGUAGUCCCUCCCCGGGCCAGAGUGAGCACAGGGAGCCUGGGCUGCUAAAUGCUCCAGCCUCAAAGGGACGAUGGUGGAGGGCUGGUAAAGAUGGCGGCGCUCUCCGAGGAUGGGAGAUACGGAUUAAAUUGUGGCCAACAGAGCGCAGACCGAGUCACCGUACUGCACGUCAAAUUGACCGAGACAGCACUGAGAGCGAUAGAGAGCCACCAAAAUUGUAUGAAUGUACCUUCUGUGCGGCCAACGAUACAAUUCAAAGGACUCCAAGGGCGCAUUAAAAUUCCCAAGACCAAUUCCUCUUCUGACACCUUCCACAAUUUUGAUUUCUACCUGUCUAAUGUGGGCAAGGACAACCCUCAGGGAAGCUUUGAGUGCAUCCAUCAGUAUGUGUCAAGCUCAGGGGCCUCACACCUGGCAUUGUUGGCGACGGUGCAGGACAAGGUCACAGUAUGUGCCACUAAUGACUCUUACCAGGUGACCCGGGAACGCAUGACCCAGGCCGCGGAGGACACACGUGAACGUGGGACCAAAGUCAUCAAGCCUGGGGGCCAGUACAGAGGAAAGCAAGUCCAUAUCCGUAAGCCGGUGUUAUCGGCCCCAGAGGUGGUCCCAGAGCGCAAGCGGUCCACACCCAUCAACCCAGCCAACACUAUUCGUAAGUGCCUUUCCAAUAACCCGGUAUCACAGCGACCGUUUCGGGACCGCAUCGUCCACCUGCUGGCUCUGAGGUCCUACAAGAAGCUGGAAGUGCUUGCCCGUCUGCAGCGCGACGGUAUCAACCAGAAGGAUCGAAACUCAUUGGGGACCACCCUGCAACAGGUGGCAAACCUGAACCCCAAAGACAACACAUACUCACUGAAGGACUUUAGUUAUCGUGAUGUCCAGCGAGACUGGCCUGGCUACUCUGAGGAUGAGAAGUCCCAGGUUGACCGGAUCCUAGCUCGCAAAUUAGGUCUUCCUACUGAGACCCUUUCAUCAAGCAGCCCUCCCAAAGAGAGUGUCCCCACAUCCCCUCAGAAGCGCCAGCCAGACUUUGACUUCAUCGAUCCUUUGGCACCCAAGAAAGCCCGCAUCUCCCACCUCAGCAAUCGGGGGCCUGCCGUGUCUUCAUCCUCCUCUGACCGCCGCGAGGAUGAGGGCAGCCCCAGCUCUAAACGCUCAUCUCUACCUUCCAACGUCACCUCUGGUCCUCCCACCCAUCUCCCCAUCUCGUCCCACCCCCCUGCACCCUCUCACCAGCAACCGAGCCCAGCCUCUAAUUCCAACUCACCCAGCACCCCGGAGGGCUGUGGCACCCAAGACCUGCCCAUGGACCAGAGUUCCUCCUGCAGAGACCCUUCACCCAGCCCCUUCUCCUCCGACAGGACCCUGCAGGACCGCUAUCGGCACCCCGUCCCUGUCUCCAGACCAGCCGCCUCCCCCAGCCCUCCUCCUCGCACCUCACUCACAGUCACCUCCACUGUCAUCACCAGCCCUCCCUUGUCUAGCAGUACCAACAAGAAGUUUAAAAAGAAAUCCAAGAAGCACAAAGAGAAGGCUCGAGAGAGGGACAAAGGGAAACGGACAGAAAAAGACAGCAGAAGUCCACCUAAUGGAGCAGAGCAGGCUGAAGAGUCUCGUAGAGCCAAAAAGAGGCGCAGUCCUGAGGAUGAGAGCAGAGAAGUUAUCGCCAAGAAUCCUCACAAAGACUCUACAGAUAAAGAGAAGCCAAUCCAAUCCACUGAAUUCUCCUCCACAAUUGAGAUUCCUGACUAUGUAGUCAAGUACACGCCGUUGGUGUCCACAGACCAGCGACAAAGCUACAAGAAUGACUUCAAUGCAGAGUAUGACGAAUAUCGCCUGCUACACGCCCGCGUGGAGAACAUCACCCGCCGCUUUACCCAGCUGGACACCCAGUGCCGGAAGCUGGCACCUGGCACCAAAGAAUACCAGAAAGUGCAAGAAGAAGUCUUGAAAGAGUACAAAAAGAUGAAACAACACAGCCCCAGCUACCACGAGGAGAAGCAGCGCUGCGAGUACCUGCACAACAAGUUGGCACACAUCAAGCGGCUAAUAGCUGAUUUUGACCAGCGCAGAGCCCAGGCCUGGUGCUGAGAGCACAGCACACAUCCUCACUAAUCAGUAUUGAGAACGGAGUUUCGAACCAGGAGGGGCUGUCCAACCGGCUGUUAUUUAUUAACACCCCUUCAGUUACUGCCUCCACUAUAGCCCCAUCCCAACCCCUCUCCCUUCCCUUUUUCCCAUCAUCCUCCUUCAUUCCUCCCUUCUUUUCCAAUCUUUGAUUCCACUGGCUUCAUUGUUGCCUGUAAUCUUGAACAUCUUACUUUUGACUUUACCCCACAUCUUCUGCUUUCUCUGUGGGUUUUUUUUUCCCUCAAUGAGCUUCUGUGGAAUUUCAUACCAGUGGAAGGGGCUGCCUGCAUGUGUGAAGGGGCUUGGGGAAAUCUUCUAACCUUUUGAAGGACUUCAGGCAAAAAAAGAACAAAAAAAGUAUUUUUGAGCAUCAGAGAAAAUAUUGACAUUUAUUUAAGUUAAAAAAAAAAAAGAGAGAGAGGGAGAUCUAUUUAUUUUGGGACUCGUAGUGCAAAAGAAGAGUCCGCAGAUGAUAUAUCGUUUAACUUUUGUUGAAAACAAUGCAAAAAAGUUACCGCGGGCCUUACGUGUUUUGACUUUGUGAAGCCACUUUGCACGCAAGAUCCAUUAUGUCAUCUCAUUUGGCAAAGAUGUCCCUCCUGUCUCAUUGCCUUUCUUUUAGAACUGUACUAGAUUAACCUUGCUUCAACACGUUGGUAUCGUUGCUGCGUUUGAUGCUGAGGAGGAAGGAAAUGAGACGGGCAGGAGAAAUCACUUGAGCUGAUUGAGAAGCAAGAACCGUAUGUGUGCAUGGAUUGUAAAUUUAGUUGUAAUGGCGACGCGGGGUGGUGUGGGUGGGGUAACUAAAGGAGUAUAAUCCCCUGUCAGUAGGGGGCAGUAUUCCCCCGCACCAACAGUGUUUAGUGUUCUCGGUGCAUUAUGGGUGCCUUAAGGUGUUUACACACAAAUGUCGAUGGGCCGACCCUUGGGGUCCACAGGCCACACAAAGGAACUAUAACUGCCUGGUAACUGGGGAGGGGUGUGUGUGUGUGUGUGUGUGUGUGUGAGAGUGUAUGCAUGCAUGUCUAAGUAGUGGAGGACAGCUGGAUGUUAAGUCUGGAAGGAGUGUUACAAAUUGUAUGUGUGUGUUCGUAUGGUUGUGAAUUAUGUGGAGUAACAGGUAAAAGGAAAAAAAAAAGUGAGAAACAUAAAAUGCAAAAAAAAAAAGCUGCUAUAGAGUUUGACCAGCCAGAGCACUCAGGAUCAACCUGGCUGGAGUAACAGUACCUGAUCUUAAUUGAAGAGAUAAUGAAGAUCCUUAUUUUCCAGAAUGGUACAUCUCUACACCCUGGAAAGGACUGCUCCCACCGCCUCAGCUUCUCUAGUGGCAAACACUCUGUGUUUUUUGUUUUAGGAAGAAGCGAAAACUCAUCAUCCACCAGAGGACAAAUCUGUAUUACAAUGUCAAAUUUAUUUGAUUCUCAGUUUGAGUUCUGAAGAGCAGUGAAAAAUUUCAGAGUAGCAUUUUUAUUUACAACAUUGAUACCGAUUUAGUUUGAUGGAUGGAUGAAUGGCUUCUGUGAAAAGUCUUUAUUUCAACAAGGGAAAAAUUGUUUACAAACCUGUUAGAAUGUUUGCCAAAAAUUAAAUAUUUUUCUGGUACUGCAUCUGUGGAGUAACAUUUCUGACUGGGGCUUAAUUUGAAUGAGACAUUAAUACUGGAAUAUAUUUUGCUUGUGACAUGAUGUCAGAUAGUCAGUCUCUGCAGCAGACUGGCUUUUUUUGUUCAGCUGUCACAAUCAGUUUAGCGUAAUUACAAACUUCCUUGUUGUCUCAAGUUAUUUUGGAGAGAAAAAUCAGCACUUGUAUCUCAGACGUGUCACAACAGCAUAUAAAAAAAUGUCGACAAGAUUUCAGGCUCCACUUGGGAUUUAUUACUUAACUACAUCUGUGGGCUACGGGGUCCAGUCGUUUGGUUUAUUCUACCUGUUUUCCCUUUCCCAGAAUUAAGAGUCAGAAAGGGCCGCUCCAACAAAGUUAUGUUUGAGGCCGGGGCUUUACAUGCAGCUUUCAAGGUGUUAUCUGUCACCUGUGUACACUCAGCCUUCCAAAAAUGUCUGUCUUUAUGUAAAAACGGAUUAUCCUAAAUGGGGUCUGAUAAAGAUGAAUUAGCAUUAGCAUUACGUGCCUCAUUGUGGUGGGAGGAAGGCGUGAAGAGGUUUGAUCAAGAGUCUUAAUGAAGAAGUGAUAAAGUAACAAAAUGCCAUGGCAGUGUUUUGAGAUAUGAGAAACCACUGAAAAUCAAGUGAAUUGGUGGGUGAGAUCUGAUCCUGCCCAUGUGAAAAUGUACAAGACAUUUCAAUAAAAAUCUACUUAGUUUUACCUGGAAAA
Messenger RNA from Micropterus salmoides (largemouth bass), 4471 nucleotides. RefSeq names its product elongation factor for RNA polymerase II 2 (gene ell2). The transcript is spliced from 12 exons. The record is from RefSeq and is a predicted model, not a curated record. Gene Ontology annotation, biological process: positive regulation of transcription elongation by RNA polymerase II; snRNA transcription by RNA polymerase II; transcription elongation by RNA polymerase II. Gene Ontology annotation, molecular function: cis-regulatory region sequence-specific DNA binding. Gene Ontology annotation, cellular component: transcription elongation factor complex. Bases 56 to 2101 code for a protein of 681 amino acids. Lineage: Eukaryota; Metazoa; Chordata; Actinopteri; Centrarchiformes; Centrarchidae.